UUACCAGCCAAAUCUAUUGUAGUUGCCUAUCGAAAAAAGGAAGGAGCUCUAUUCAAAUUAUUGUGUACACAACAACAAUUGAGCUAAAACGUCUUUUAAGUAGUCUCCCUUGACAAUUUUUUGACGGUUUCACAAAAAUAUUUAUUUUCACUUCACUUGGCGUUCUUUUUUUGUCUUUCAUUUCUGCAAAAUUAUUUCGACUAUGUCGUUUUCAAAGGUGUUCUGAGCCAACCACUUCUGUUCUGCUCAAAAAUCCAUUAGAGUUGAUAAUUUCCGCCUCACAUAGACGGAGAUUUAAACACAUUUUUAGCUGAUCGUUUCCGUCACAAAUUAUUUUAGACGUUUUAAUUUGCAUUUUUAAACUUGAUAUUUUUGUUUUCCUUCAAGGGCUUACUCUGCAGAAAGCAAAAAUUAUUACUUAAUUUUUCGCUAUCAUUUUAUGAAAUUAAGCCUGUCAAAAUAGUCCUUAAGCUACAGUUUAUUCAGAGCAUACGAAAUUUUUCCCGACUUGUAUACCCCUUUAAUGUGCUCAAAAAUAGAAAAAAGGCGCGAACUUAUUUAAUUUGCGAUGGAUUUACUUUUUAUAAAAAUGGGAAAUUACAAGUUAUAAAUUCUUGACGGAUGUUGUUCCGGGUUAUUAUCACUUGCAUACUAUUAUAUUAGCAAUACACUGGGCAAAAUACCCUUUCAGAAAGAGGGAGAGGGAACUGCUUUCGGGGGCAUUUUGGUGUCAGCUAGUACACCAUGUGUAUAUUUAUUUGUUCCCAAAUAUGCAUUAAUGUUAUUAAACUUUUUUUCAAAAAGUGACACAACCCAAAGCUCAAAGGAAUUGAGCUUAGACCCGAACUGCUAAAGUUGUCAAGCUUAAGCCCAGAACAAAAGAGAAAUUGGCCCGUAUACGCAAGUGAAAAGAAAGGCAAAAUCGGCCCAAAUUAAAUGCGAAAUCCCCCAUUUUUAAACAAUUUGACUAUUCGAGACCCGUUUUUAAUUUGCGUCUCCCAACCCCAUCAAGAACUUUUUCACUUUCAAGACGAAGUUCAAACCCAACACUUCGAUUUAAUUUCACGCUCCUCGGAACUUUUUAUAUUAGGAGAAAUUUAAUAUAUUCGAUUUUUACUACGGUAUAUUACCAAGUUUCCUAAUUCACAGGGUGCCUUGAUGCGGCUGGUUUUCCACAAUAUAAUUAAUUAAUCUAGUAAGAGUUGUCAAAGAUUAACAAUUCCCCAUUCGAAAAUAUUUUCGGCGGCUAAACCAAUUUCGUAACUUUAUUAACCUAAGAUCACUUACGAUUUGCAUAAUGAAAUUCAAGAAUUAUUAUUAUGCCAUUUAACUUCUCAAGGAAAGUCGCCGUUUUUACUUGGUGAAAAGUCAUCUGAAAUCGUGAAGAAAUAUUACCAUAGUUUUCACGCCCAGAUAUUGAAACUUCCGGACUACCUAAGAUAAACCCGUCCAUCUCAAGACAGACAUUUCCGACAGCUAUCGCGCUUACUUUACAAAAAUCUUGAACCCUAUUGAUUGCAAAUUUAUUAUUGCGUCAAAAGUAAUUUGCAACAUUUGCUUUUUAAACAACUCCCAGCUAACUGUGAACCAAUUUUGAACUAAAGGGAAAAAUUUGACUAAUUUUCAACUAAACAGCAACUUCGAAGGGUGUUCGCAACACUGAGAAUAGUUCAAUUUCAAGUCUUUAGCUCUAUUUGGAUUCAAAGAGCAAACGGAAAAAUGCCAAUUGCAUAACUACUUAACUUGUCUUCAAACAAAAAAGGAAAUCUGUGUUUUGCGGCAAAGUCAGACCAAAUAAUUUUCGCUCGCUUACAAGGUUAUUUUUUACCUUUGAACAUCUAGUUAGCAGUUACCAUAAAGACUUUCCGGUUAUAAAUUGAAUAUAACUGAAAUUUUAUCAAAACACGACAGAGCCUCAUCAUACCAGAACAGUUGGUUGUCUAAUAAAACGACGGAAGAAUUGUCAGAGAAAAAGUAAUCGUUAAUACCGAGCUCAUAUUUGAAGAAGAAAGCCUAUUUGACGAAGAAAGACUUUUCUAAUUUUACCAGAAAAAAAAAGAGAGAGAAAAGAAAAUGGAUCCGAACAGUGACGUCAGAUUGAUGCAGAACCGUUCCAUGGGGGGAAUGGGGGGCAAGUCGAGGGGGAGGGUGAACAGGGGGGCUGCUGCUCACUACAGGGGUCAAAGGAACAUCCGACAGCGUCAACUGCAGCACUCGGCUGUCGCUGCACAGCAGCGAAAUGUCGGGGCCGAUAUCGGUGAGUCAUCUCUGGACGGAAUGAUGAUAGGUCACGUGCUAAAAGCAGUGGUCAAGGACACCACUGAUGACGGUGACUGGAUAGACAAGCUGCACCACCGAUACACUUCUGUUCUAUUUGUAGUUCUAGCUAUUCUUGUCAGCACAAAACAAUACGUGGGAGAGCCGAUCAACUGCUGGUGUCCCGCACACUUCUCGCGUGCGUGGGUGGAGUACACGAACAACAUCUGCUGGAUCUCGAAUACCUACUACUCCCCCAUGGACCGGGAAGUCAAGUUCGCCAAGUCCCGCGUGCACAACGAGAUAAAAUACUACCAGUGGAUCCCACUUCUGAUAUCAAUCCAGGGAAUUAUGUUCUAUAUCCCACGUGUGGUGUGGAAGACCCUCUCAUUGUCUGCGGGAAUAGACGUGAGCAAACUGGUCAACUACUUGUCCACUUUCGAGAGUGUCCUUGACCCCGACAGGUGGGAGAAGACACUGAGCUACACAGCUGUUCAUCUGGACAGGUUCUGCAACACACAUCGAGACCUAAACACAGGAUGGGGGUCCAAAAUGCGUCGCUACUUGACGAAGAUCUUCUUCCCCGUCUGUAGCAGGAGAUAUGGCAACGUCCUCAUAAUAGACUACAUUAUAUGCAAACUGCUCUAUCUUCUCAACGUAUUAGUGCAAUUGUUCGCUCUGGAUGUGUGGCUGGGCGCCAACUACCAUCAGUAUGGAAUUGAAGUGAUGGUCAAUCUGAUCAAGAAGUUACCCUGGUCAAACGGACGUCGAUUUCCUCAAGUCACCCUUUGCGACUUCUCAACACGAGAUCUCGGCCAAACUCAUAACUUCACCGUUCAGUGUGUGAUGACGAUCAAUAUCUUCAAUGAAAAGAUUUACCUUUUCAUUUGGUUUUGGCUCGUGUUUGUUGGAGUUGCAACUGUUAUCAACUUUUUUGAAUGGAUGUAUCGAAUAAUUUGUUUCUUCGAUCGUUCAAACUACAUUAAAAAACAUCUCAAACUUGCCGACAGAUAUUGCACAGAAGAAGACAAAAAACUGUGCCGAAAAUUUAUUGAAAACUAUUUGAAACCCGACGGAGUUUUCGUCAUUCGGCUCAUUUCGAAAAACACGAACAGUAUUUUGGUUUCGGAACUCGUCGCUCAUCUUUGGGACACCUUUCGGGUCAAAAUGCUCUCAGCGCAUUCCGGCAACACGCACGUGAGUGUUUCGGGUGAGGUUCGCCCCUGGAAUAUGCACCCGGUGUUGGUCCACCGUAGAAACUCGAGGGCGUGCGACUCGCCGACGGAUCACAGAGGAGAUCACAGCAGUGGGGGAGAUGAUAAUAGUCCUACGCAUUCAAAACACGACAGAACGCGACAGAAUUCCAUUUUCGAUUCUGCUUAUUUUUUCACUCCUGGCACCAAUCGGAGACGACCCAGUACUCUUCCGAGUACCAAGUACGCAACCCUCGGAACCCCCUCGCACCACGGGGGUAAAAUGGACAACGGGAUCCACUCCCCCACCUCGGAUAACACCUCUGAAUACACCCACGGAAACGACCAUACCCCCCACCACGAAACUUCACACAAAUCGCAUCAUGAUCACCGCUCGACGCAUCAUGACCCGCACGACACUCGUGACCACAGUCCAUACAAGGACCAUGAGUUCGACCAUGCCACUUCGCCGACUCUCUUAGUUCCCCCACCCGUGUCCAUAUCAUUGAGACAUCAAGAACAACAGCAAAAAGAGCAACAAGAACAAAAACAAGACAACUCAAAAGAGCAAUCUAAGCAGGAGAAAAACGGCAAAGAUAAACUGCAAUUACCCUCUUCUAAAUCUAAACAUGGAAACAGUGCCAAAAAACCCUCGUCCAAAAGCACCAAAGCGCCCAAGUUGUCCAAAGCUUCAACUCUACCCAAAAAGUAGCCAGUACUAAUUAGCAUAAUAACAAAAGUAGCAAUUAGUCGUAUUAACAGUCCCCCUCCCUUCUUGUAAAAAAAAUUAUGUUCAAGAUUGUGAGUUCUAUUUUCAACCCUUUUCUUAAUACAAGCCUUUAUGUAUUUCGCAGGGAGGGCUUCGUUUUAUGGUUUUUCAUGGGCCAUAGGGUGGGGGGAUCGUUAGCAAUUAUUUAAGGGCUAAAACAAUAGUAUUAGUUAGAAAUAAUUAGCAUUUUAAAAUCUCUCUUGCACAUAACACAGAGUAAAUUAUUUUAUAUUUAAAAGCUGAAUUAAUAAUUGGAUUGCCAAAUUAAAAUGAAUGAAUUAUGUACAAACAGUUUUUGUUUAAGCUAUUUUUUCUAAAUUAUAUCAAUCAAAAUUUAAGUAUUCAUUUUGUGUACACAAUUUAAC
Symsagittifera roscoffensis is the source of this 4583-nucleotide messenger RNA. Its product is annotated as innexin unc-9-like. The transcript is spliced from 7 exons. The record is from RefSeq and is a predicted model, not a curated record. Bases 2074 to 4161 code for a protein of 695 amino acids. Lineage: Eukaryota; Metazoa; Xenacoelomorpha; Acoela; Convolutidae.